GCCAGCGCUGCCGGGAUGCGCGCAUGCGCCCUGUGCGUGCUGAGGGCGGCGGCGCUGCCCUGGGCCUGGCGGGGCCAGCGCGUCCUAAGGCGGAACGGGCCCGGAGCCCGCACCCAGGCGCCCAUGGCGGUUUCCUCCGCCGCCUCCCGCCCCGCCUGGCGCCGCUGGGCCUCGCUGAGCUGCCUGAGGAGCAGCCGCGGGCGGGUCCCGCCUUGUGCUCCGGUGCCGCCUCACCGGGGGAACCGUGUGCCCGCGUUGGGGGUUUGCAGCCCGUGGGCCGCGGGGUUCCGCGCCCUGAGGGGCUUCCACGCAGCGUCCCGCAGCCGCCGGGAGGUCGCGCUGACCAGCGAGCGGUUCGGGGUGCGGCGGCUGCCGUUCGCCACGGUGGGCGACCGAGACGUGGCCUUUUUCGAGCGGGUCUUGCCGGGCAGGGUCGUGACGGACCCGGAGGAGCUGAAGCCCUUCAAUGUGGACUGGCUGCGGUCGGUGCGGGGCUGUAGCCAGCUGAUGUUGAAGCCGCAGACAACAGCGGAGGUAUCGCAAAUCCUCAGGUACUGCUAUGAGAGGAACCUGGCAGUGAACCCCCAGGGGGGAAACACCGGCCUUGUUGGGGGCAGCGUUCCCGUCUUCGAUGAGAUCAUUCUCUCCACUGCUCUCAUGAACCGGAUCAUCAGCUUUGACAAGGUGUCUGGAAUCCUGGUGUGCCAAGCUGGUUGCAUCUUGGAGAAACUCAACGAGUAUGUGGAGGAGCAGGGGUUCGUCAUGCCGCUCGACUUGGGAGCCAAAGGCAGCUGUCACGUCGGUGGUAACGUGGCCACAAAUGCUGGCGGUUUGCGGCUCUUGAGAUACGGCUCUCUGCGGGGGACGGUGCUGGGCCUGGAAGUGGUGCUGGCUGAUGGCUCAGCUCUGGACUGCCUGGCAUCCCUGCGCAAAGAUAACACGGGCUACGACCUGAAGCAGCUUUUCAUCGGCUCUGAGGGGACUUUGGGGGUUAUCACUGCUGUCUCCAUACUCUGUCCUCAGAAACCGAAGGCUGUCAAUCUGGCAUUUCUAGGGUGUCAGAGUUUUGCGAAGGUCCUGGAAACAUUUACAACCUGCAGAGCCAUGCUGGGCGAGAUCCUGUCUGCCUAUGAGUUCAUGGAUGAGAAGUGCAUGGAACUGGUUGAGAGACAUCUCAAGCUGUCCAGCCCAGUGACAGGCAGCCCUUUUUAUGUUUUAAUUGAAACUUCAGGCUCCAACUCGACCCAUGAUGAAGAAAAAUUGAACAAUUUCCUAGAACAGGCCAUGUCCUCUGGCUUGGCCACUGAUGGAACUGUGGCAACGGAUGAUAAGAAAAUAAAGGCGCUGUGGAGCCUGCGGGAGAGGAUCACAGAGGCUCUCACUCAUGACGGCCACGUCUACAAAUAUGACAUCUCCCUCCCCGUGGGGAAGCUGUAUGAUCUCGUGACGGACACGAGGGCUCGGCUGGGCCCAAGGGCCAAAAACGUGGUGGGCUACGGCCACUUGGGAGACGGAAACUUGCACUUGAACAUCACAGCGGAGUCCUACAGCCAUUCCCUGCUGGAGGCCAUUGAGCCCUUUGUCUAUGAGUGGACCGCGAGGUGCAAUGGCAGCAUCAGUGCGGAGCACGGGCUGGGCUUCAAGAAGAAGCAGUUCAUUGGGUACAGCAAAGCCAAGGAGGCGGUUUUACUAAUGCAGCGUUUCAAAGCCAUGCUGGACCCCAAGGGGAUCCUCAAUCCCUACAAGAUGCUGCCCUCCGGUUCCUGAGAGCGAUGCGAGCAGACACCGUCACGCGGGGACCGCGUCUCCAGCUCCGUAACUGCACUUUAGCCGUGAACAAACUGGUGGAUUGAGCACGUGGAGCGCUCCUUGUUUUAUUUCUUUAGUGUGAUGGAACAAGUAAAGGAACAUGGUUUCUCCUCUCA
Messenger RNA from Columba livia (rock pigeon), 1925 nucleotides. RefSeq names its product D-2-hydroxyglutarate dehydrogenase (gene D2HGDH). Gene Ontology annotation, molecular function: catalytic activity; FAD binding. Gene Ontology annotation, cellular component: mitochondrion. The transcript has 9 exons. NCBI's taxonomy places the organism in Eukaryota, Metazoa, Chordata, Aves, Columbiformes, Columbidae. Bases 16 to 1767 code for a protein of 583 amino acids. The record is from RefSeq and is a predicted model, not a curated record.